AUGGCUCCCCCGCGCGCCGUCCGCGCGUCGUUCGUGUGUCUCUCGCUCAACCUCACCCUCUGCUCGCUCUUCAACGGCCGUUAUUUCUCCGCCCCGCCCCCCGCGGCGCUUCCCCCAGCCCCCCUCGGUCCACCGGCCCCGCGCGCCCCUUCCGGCGCGCCUGGCGCGCGGACUGGGGGAAGCGCGGAAGAAGCGGCGGGGUUUGUAGUUCCGAGUUCAGAACGGGGGUGUAGCGACGAGCAAAGGAAAUUCGCUAUAAGGGGGCUCGUUGCCUCGCUACAAGAACUGACGUGGAGCCCAUGCGUAUCGGCGUGGGAGCAGCAUCUGAUUGCAACGGUGCCACCACAGUCAUGGCAAGCAGCGCCGCUGUCAGCCAGUCCUGGCACCAAGCUGCAUCGGCUGCACGUAAGGCCAGGCGAGGAGGAAGGGGGAGGGGGAGAGGGGGACGCAAAGGGGCAGGGUGGGGAAGGAGGGGGCAGUGCUGGGAGGGAAGCAGCAGCAAGUGGGGGUGCGGGAGUGGGGAGGGAGGCGAGGGAGGGGAGGGAGGGGAGGGAGGGGAGGGAGAGGAGGGGAGGAAUGAGUGCAGGGGUGGCGAGUGGGAGGCAAGGGGGGGUUGUGGAUGUAUGUGGGGUGCUAAGCUUUAGUCCCCUCCCACCAGUUGCUUCUGCUACCCCUGCUCCCUCCACUAAUGCUGCUGCUGCUGGUGCUGGCGAUGCUAGUCAUAGAAAUGUGCAGCAGCAGGAGAAGCAAACAGGGAAGGGAGCAGGGGGAGGAGCAGCAGGGAAGAGGGGGGCCGGCGAGAAGGGCAAGGGUGGUGGGCGUGCGAGGGGAGGGGGCAUGCAGCAGCAGCAGCAGGAGCAGGAGCAGGAGCAGGAGUACGCGUUGCUGCUGCACACAGCAUAUCGGCAUGUGGAUGACGGGCGGCUGCAGGAAGCCUUGUCUGCUUUCAAUCAGGCCGUCCUUCACCAUUCUCCUCUCCUCAACCUCAACCACCACGUGCGUGUGUGCAAGGCUGGUUCUUCACGAUUCUCAGCAACCACAUCCAUCCGUUACUACAUAAAGUCCUGGAGGGCGUGCAGGAGUACGGGGAGAGUGACUUCUGAGACGUCUCAAAAGCCCUACAUGCACCACACCACACAUGCACGCAAGCAGCUGGAGGGAGUGCAGGAGUAUGGGGAGAGUGCCGAAGGGCCCUCUUCCCUCAACCCCCCUGCAUUUCUCUGUCGCCCCUUCCCCUCCAUACACCACCACACAUGCAAUCGAGCAGCACGAGAAAAAGGCCCCAGAUUUCCACACCCUCAACCCCCCCCGCCCUGCAGUUAUCCCUCGCCCCUUCACCCCUAUGCAUGCAAACGAGCAGCUGGAGGCAGUGCGGGAGUACGAGGAGAGAGGCCCAAUGCUCCACCCCCCUCAUCCCCCCUUGCCUUCCUCCCUCGCCCUUCACCCCCAUGCAUUAUGCAUGCAAAUGAGCAGCUGGAGACAGUGCGGGAGUACGAGGAGAGUGCUCUAGUGGGGAGGGCCACAGUGCACUUUCUAGCAGGCAACCUGCAGCAGGCUCUCGCCGACCUUUCCCAGGUAGCACCCCCAUGCGUGAGCUUUGAGUUGAGGCGUCUCAAAGCUGAAGGGAGUGUGGCUACAGCCCGCUUCCCGGAAAGCACAGAUGCAUGGCAGAGGAGGGCUGUGGUGCUCCUGAAACUGGGACGGCUGGAGGAGGCUAAGGACUACAGGGCUGCAGUGGCGGACCUGUCUCCCUUGCAGGACACACCCAUGGCCACCGUUGAUGUGCUGCGCACCCUGGGCUGGGCGUCAGCAGCACUGGGCGCGUUCAAGGCAGCAACAGCAAUGUACGGGCGGGCGGCGGGCAGCGGCACAUUUUCCAAAUCGCUUCAUGGCUGGGCCUCAGCUGCACUGGGCGCGUUCAAGGCAGCAACAGAGGUGUAUGGGCGGGCAGUGAGGCUGUUUCCCCAGGAGGGCGCGCUGUGGCGCGAGAAGGGGUGCUCUCACAAGGAGCUGGGGGAGGUGCGACUGGCCCGGGAGUGCCUGGAGACGGCUGUUGCUGUGGAGAGGGGUGAGGAGGAACAAGGGGAGGAGCUGGGGGGAGGUGGUGCUGGCCCGGGAGUGCCUGGAGAAGGCCGUUGCCGUGGAGAAGAUCUGGAGAACUAUCACAAGCUCGCCCUGCUGCACAUGCACACAGGCAAACCCAGGCAAGCUCUGGAGGUGGCACGGGAGGGGCUUCAGCUCUUCCCUCAGAGCACCAAUCUGCACUACCUUGCUGCCUCCGCCCACCACGCCCUCGCUAACUUCUCUGCUGCUGCACGGCACUACAGCACGGUGCUGGCCCUGGGAGGGCGGUCGCAGGAGGAGAACGCGCAGCUGAACCACAACCUUGCAUUCUACCAGGAAGCAUGGAUGCGAAAGGAGCCUCCCCAGCUGCUGCCCCCUUCUGUUGUAAGAUACACAACAGAGAAACAGCUUCAGGAGCAACAACAGCAGCGUCAGCAACAACAACGAAAGGAGGAGAAGAGGCAGCAGGAGGUGGAGCUAUCAGAGGAGGCAUUAGCCUUGGUGGAAAAAGCAGACGAGCUGGGGCCUCGAGCCAUGUACCAUGUGGGGGGCUUCCUGCACGACCCACGCAAGCUGCGCAUGGCGGGGCUAGCAGCGCUGGAUGUGAUGCAGCGGGCCAGUAGCGCAUGGCAGGCCAUGCUGAAAGAGGAGGAGGAGGAGGAGCAGGAGCAAUCCGAGAGGCAUGGCAGCAGUGGCAGUGGCCGCAGCAGCAGAAGCCAAGGCGAACAGAACGAGCAGGAGACAAGGAAGUGGGCGAGGAGGGGCGUUUUAGAGUCGACUCAAAAGCAGGAGACGAGGAAGUGGGCGAGGAGGGGCGGGUGGAGGGAUAUGCUUGAGGCGAUUGUGCAGUGGAGGCAGAUAGCCGACCCUAUAGACUCUGUCACUUGGAUUAAGGACAACAAGGAGAGCUACGGCAGUCACGUGGCGGCAACACCAAUAGUGGAUGGGCAGAUGGACAACUACAAGUACUUUCAGUUCCAUGACAGGGCCUUUGCCCUGAUAAAGGACCGUCUUCUCACCACACAGUCAGCCACUGCUGCCUCUGGCUCCCCCAGCGUACCCCUCUCUGCAUCUGCUCUUAAGAAGGUGCGGAAAGCAUCAGGGCUGAGAGAGCUACAUGCAGCAGUGGGAAGGGAUUUCUACGUCCAACUACCAUGCCACAGCCGAGCCCACCCAGGCAAGGACAUUGGUGGGAUUCAGCUCGCCUUGGUCCACGUCCCCCCUGGGUUUGUGUUUGCCAUUCGCAUUGGCCUCUCACCCCAGCGAUGGAAGGACUUUUAUUCCGAGCUCGACGCAGCCUGGCAGGCACUAGGAACAGCAGUCGUGGAGGCGAGAAGAGCACAGGCGGCAGGAGGAGGAGCAGGCACACGCAGUGACUCACACAAGACACACAAGACGCACAAGACGCACCUGUCGCACCUGCCACACAUGUCACACAUGUCACACAUGUCACAUGUUCCGUUGGUGCAGAGGCAGAAGGUUCAGCGUGCCAUUCUAGACCUCGCCUUUUAUUGGUACCACCUGUCGCCCCUGUCACGGGGGUCAGCCAUGGUAGGGUGGGUCUCAGUGCUGGGACUGUGCAUGGCUGCUGGCUUGCACACCACUGCACUUGUUCCCCAGGGCAUGCAG
Closterium sp. NIES-65 is the source of this 3693-nucleotide messenger RNA. Lineage: Eukaryota; Viridiplantae; Streptophyta; Zygnematophyceae; Desmidiales; Closteriaceae. The record is from the annotation of a GenBank genome assembly.